Caenorhabditis sp. 36 PRJEB53466 is the source of this 1532-nucleotide messenger RNA. The record is from the annotation of a GenBank genome assembly. Lineage: Eukaryota; Metazoa; Nematoda; Chromadorea; Rhabditida; Rhabditidae.
AUGUCUGACGAGGAGGAAGUGCUGUAAGUUCUUUUUUUCGUAACCAUAUUGUCUGUGAAUGUGAUGUGAAUAAUUUUCAGUUCCGGUGAGGAGGAGGAGGAAGUGGAAGAGUCCCUGGCCGAGGAGGUCGAGGAAGCCGAAGAGGCUGCUGCUGAGGAUGCUGCCGAGGAAGAUGCCGAGGCUCCAGAAGAGGAGGCUCCGGUUGAGGAGAAGCCGAAGCCACGUCCACCAGUCCAAGAGGAGAAGCCACCAGCAGAGAUGACCGAGGCUGAGGCUGCCAUGCUUGUAUGCCACACCUUACAUAGAAAUCUUUAAAAUCUACAGUGGAAACUUUCAGGCCGCCAAGAAGCGUCACGAGGAAGAGGAGGCCGCCAAGCUUCUCGACUACGAGCAGCGCCGUGUGCUCGAAAAGGAACGUAUGGAGGAGGAACUCCGUGAGCUCAAGGAGAAACAGGAGAAGCGUCGUGCUGAACGUGAGGAUGACGAGCGUCAGUUCGCCGAGAGAAGACGUCAAGACGAGGAGCGCCGCCGCAAGGACGAGGAAGAUCGCAAGGCCAAGGCCGAUGCCGAGAAGGCCCGCAAGAAUGAGGAGAAGGCCCGUCGUCAGCAGAUGAUGGCCGGAUCUUUUGCAGGAGCUGCCGCAGCCGGAGGACCAGGAGGAAAGAACUUCAUCGUCUCCUCCAAAGGAGAACAGGCCGCUCACUUCGGAAACCUCGCUUCGGGAGCCAAGGCCGCCGAAGUGUCCAAGGAGCAGCAGGAGGAGGCCAAGAAGGCCUUCCUCAACGCCGUCUGCAAGGCUCAGGACGUCUCUGGACUCAUGCCAAACGACUUGAAGGAUAGAAUCAAGCAAUUGCACGCCCGCAUUGUCAAGCUUGAGGGAGAAAAGUACGAUUUGGAAAAGAGACGUGAGCGUCAGGACUAUGACGUGAGUUUCGAUCCAAUCCAUUAGAGUUUAAAAUUCUAUUAUUUCAGCUCAAAGAGCUCAACGAGCGUCAACGCCAAGUCGCCCGUAACAAGGCUCUCAAGAAGGGACUCGACCCAGAGGAGGCCGCCUCUUCCGUCCAUCCGCCAAAGAUCACCACCGCCUCCAAGUUUGAUCGCCAGAUCGACAGAAGAUCCUACGGAGACCGCCGUGAACUCUUCGAGACUCCCUUCGUCAAGCCGGCCUACACCCUCGUCCACGGAACCGCCCGACCGCCAGCAGAGUGGGGACGCAAGGAGAAUGAGGAGCUCGAGCAGAUCAGGUUAGAGAUCACAAGGUUAUAAGAUGUAAACAAAACGCAAUCUCAGAAAGAACCUGGAACCACCAAAGUACACGGAGCAGGUAAAGGCCGAGGGAGACGCCGCCAGACCUCCAGUUGCCCCGAUCCCACUCCAGGUUCCGGAGAAGGAGUUUGAAGAUGGACCAGCCAAGAACCCGAAUGAGGGAGCUGUGAGUUGAUAAUACCUCUCUUGGCUAGAUAACCUCAUCAUUAUUUCAGGAGGUCGUGAUCCCAGACAGUGAAGCCGCUGCCGAGCCGGUUGCCGCCUAA